GCGUCUCCCACACCACUGAGAUGAAGUAACGCUGGAGCUGGGACGAGCUCAAGCCUGUGUUGUUUGGGAUGUCGAGGAUUAAAUAUGGCCACUAGCUAGCUGCUCUGACAGAAACAGUAAGCGCUUCGGAAAGCAACCGUGAAAUAUGGACGGACAGAGCGAAAGUGGAUCUCUAUAAAGCGGUUCUCGGUGAAGCGGAGAACAUAGGCUGGUCUGGGCGGGCUUUGGCCUCAAGAAGCCUAUAAAGAUGAAUAUGGUGAAGAGGAUCAUGGGCCGGCCGCGACAGGAGGAGUGCAGCCCGCAGGACAACGCGCUGGGCCUCAUGCACCUGCGCCGCCUCUUCUCGGAGCUCUGCCACCCACCACGCCAUAUGACACAGAAAGAGCAGGAGGAGAAACUCUACAUGAUGCUGCCUGUUUUCAACCGGGUUUUUGGGAACGGUCCACCGAGCACGAUGCAUGAGAAGUUCUCAGAUCUGCUGCAGUUCACCACGCAGGUGUCCAGACUGAUGGUGACCGAGAUCAGACGGAGAGCGUCCAAUAAAUCAACAGAGGCCGCCAGCAGAGCCAUUGUGCAAUUUCUGGAGGUUAAUCAGAGCGAAGAGGCGAGCCGGGGCUGGAUGCUCCUGACCACCAUCAACCUGCUGGCCUCCUCUGGACAGAAAACAGUGGACUGUAUGACCACCAUGUCGGUGCCCUCCACGCUGGUGAAAUGUCUGUACUUGUUUUUCGACCUCCCUCACAUGCCUGAAGUUCCUGCUGCCACCCAGACUGAACUUCCUCUGGCUGACCGCAGAGCUCUGCUACAGAAAGUCUUUGUGCAGAUCAUGGUGAAGCUGUGCAGUUUUGUUUCUCCGGCAGAGGAACUUGCUCAGAAAGAUGAUCUACAGCUGCUCUUCAGUGCCAUCACCUCCUGGUGUCCCCCCCACAACCUGCCCUGGAGGAAGAGCGCUGGAGAAGUUCUCACCACCCUAUCCCGGCACGGCCUCAGCGUCAAUGUCGUGAAAUAUAUUCAUGAGAAAGAGUGUUUGUCAACAUGCAUCCAGAACAUGCAGCAGUCAGAUGACCUCUCGCCUCUGGAGAUUGUGGAGAUGUUCGCUGGGCUCUCGUGCUUCUUGAAGGACUCAAGUGACGUCUCGCAGACGCUACUGGACGACUUCCGCAUGUGUCAGGGCUACACCUUCCUGAUAGAUCUUAUGAUCAGGUUGGAACAGGCCAAAGAGGAUGAAUCCAAAGAUGCUCUAAAGGACCUGGUAAACCUGGUGACGGCUCUGACCACAUACGGUGUCAGUGACCUGAAGACAGCUUGUCUCACCACCGGUGCGCCCUUCCUGCUUCCAGGUUUUGUGGUUCCCCAGGCUUCUGGGAAAGGCCAGACGGUAAGAAACAUCCAGGCCUUCUCUGUCCUUCAGAACGCCUUUUUGAAGGCAAAAAGCGGUCGGCUGGCUCGCAUGAUCCUCGAAGCCAUCGCCAACAUCUACGCCGCCGACUACGCCAACUAUUUCAUCUUAGAGGCGCAACACACGCUGUCGCAAUUCGCAGAGAGGGUGGGGAAGCUCCCGGAGGUGCAGUCCAAGUACUUCGAGCUGUUGGAGUUUGUGGUCUUCGCGCUCAAUUACGUACCGUGCAAAGAGCUUUUCAGCGUUAGCGUGCUGUUGAAGUCAAGCACGUCUUACGGGUGCAGCAUCACAGCCACUCGCACUCUCCUCAAGAUGGUACGCCACCACCCUGUCUUCGGUGAUGUAUUUCGUGAGUUCGGACUGCUUGAAGUGCUGGUUAACCUGCUGCACAAGUACGCAGCGCUGCUGAAAGACCCAACGCAGGCACACGGCGAGCAGGGCGAUUCCAAGAACAAUGUGGCAGAAGAGCAAAAGCAGCUUGCAUGGCUUGUCAUGGAGACACUCACUGUUCUCCUGCAAGGCUCAAACACCAAUGCAGGUCUGUUCCGUGAGUUUGGUGGCGCACGUUGCGUGCACAACAUCGUGAAGUACCGUCAGUGUCGCGAGCACGCUCUGAUGAUCAUUCAACAGUUGGUCCUUUCACCAUCUGGAGAAGAUGACAUGGGCACACUGCUGGGCCUUAUGCACUCUGCACCGUCUACAGAACUGCAACUCAAAACUGACAUAUUGAGGGCUUUGCUAUCGGUCCUGCGGGAGAGCCAUCGCACACGCACCGUCUUCCGCAAGGUGGGCGGCUUCGUGUACGUCACCUCGCUGCUGGUUGCCAUGGAGCGUUCUCUAUACGUUCCACCUGUCAGUGGCUGGGAGAAAGUCAACCAGAACAAAGUCUUUGAACUUCUGCACACUGUAUUCUGCACGCUAACGGCAGCCAUGCGCUACGAACCCGCCAACUCGCACUUCUUCCUCACCGAGAUCCAAUACGAGAAGCUGGCUGACGCUGUGCGACUGUUGGGUUGCUUCUCUGGUGCUAAGAAAGUGGGUCCAGCGACCGUGUUUCCCUCAAACGCCCAACCAUUCCAGCGUUUACUGGAGGACGAGGUCGUACCGGCAGAAAACGUGUGUCCCACACUCAAGCACUGCAGCAAGCUGUUCAUCUACCUGUACAAGAUGGCCACAGACUCAUUCGACAGUCGUGCCGAGCAGGUGCCUCCCUGCUUGACUCACGAGACCUCCCUGCCCUCUCCAUGGGGCACGCCAAUAAUCGCCAGGAAGAGACAUGGAUACCACGGCUCAUCCAAUUCGGCUCCCGGUAAACCCUUACCGGACCUAAAAUUGCACUUGGGGAAUCCCACUCAGCACUCUUCAGACCCUGUAGUCAUUCACCCUGGAGCAGUGUUGGCAAUGCUCGACCUUCUACCUUCUGUUUCUUCUGAAACGCAGCCUGAGCACGCUCUGGAUCUUCAGUUAGCGGUCGCUAACAUCCUGCAGCUGCUGGUGCAUUCGGAGAGGAACCAGCAGAUCCUUUGUGAAGCCAGUCUUCACUCACGUCUUCUUCAGCGCUCCAGCUGUGCUUUGGGAGAUGAAGAUCACCCGCUCCACCCACCCCUGCAGAGGAUGUUUGAGCGACUGGCCUCACAGGCCCUGGAGCCAAUGGUGCUCAGGGAAUUUCUCCGACUAGGGAAUCCUUUGAAUUGCGGCGCAUGGGACAAAAAGCUCCUGAAGCAGUACCGCGUCCAUAAGCCAAGCUCUCUCAGCUAUGAGGCUGAAAUGCGAAACAGCUUGACUUUGUCCAUGGAGGGUUUUGGGCCGGAUAGCGUGUUCACAAUUAAUGAGGACAACAGCCAGUACCGGAUCAGCCGAAGUCUGGUGCGAUCGGCCGAGGACAGCACCGUGCCCCUCACCCGAGUCAAGUGCCUGGUCUCCAUGACAACGCCCCAUGACAUCCGCCUCCACGGCUCCUCUGUCACGCCUGCUUUCGUAGAAUUUGACACAUCAUUAGAGGGCUUUGGCUGUUUGUUUUUGCCCAGUCUGGCUCCGCACAACGCACCAUCCAGCAAUGCCAACACAUCUGGAGUCAGCGACGGGGCGGUGGUCAGCGGAAUGGGAAACGGCGAGCACUUAUUUCCACCCCCAUCCGGCCUGAGCUACUCGACGUGGUUUUGCGUUGAACGCUUCAGCACGCCACCGCAGAGCCACGCGGUUCGUCUGCUGACUGUUGUGCGAAGGGCCACCUCAUCCGAACAGCACUACGUCUGCCUGGCCAUUGUGCUUUCCGCUAAGGACCGAUCUCUCAUUGUGUCCACCAAAGAAGACCUGCUUCAGUCCUACAUGGAUGACUUCAGCGAGGAGUCGUCCUUCUAUGAGAUCCUGCCCUGCUGCGCUCGGUUCCGCUGUGCUGACCUCAUCACCGAGGGACAGUGGCACCACCUGGUGUUGGUUAUGAGCAAAGGAAUGCUGAAGAACAGCAUGGCAACCCUCUACAUCGACGGCCAGAUGGUCAACACAGUCAAGCUGCACUACGUUCACAACGCUCCCGGCGGAUCGGCCUCAGCAAACCCGCCCGUGUUGAGCACGGUGUAUAGCUACAUUGGCACACCGCCGGCCCAGCGCCAGCUCUCCGCUCUGGUCUGGCGACUGGGGCCCACACACUUUCUGGAGGAGGUGCUGCCUGCUGCCAGUGUGGCUGCCAUCUAUGAGUUGGGACCCAAUUAUGAAGGCAGUUUCCAAGCUGUUUACCUGCCAUGUAAAGACUCAAAGACUGAGACUGUACCGCCCUGCCCCGUUGCUUUGGUCCCUGAGGAGAAGGUCUCUUUCAGUCUCUAUGCCUACUCUGUGUCUACCCUCACCGUGGCAAAAAUCAGAAAGGUCUACAAUAAACUGGACAGCAAAGCCAUCGCCAAACAGUUGGGAGUUUCCUCUCAUGAAAGUGCCACACCGGUCAAGCUCGUCCACAACGCAGCGGGCCAUCUCAACGGACCUGCCAGGACUAUUGGAGCGGCAGUCAUUGGUUACCUGGGUGUGCGUGCCUUCGUUACCAAACCUGUGGCCAUCAACCUUCAGUACAUUGGAGGAGCAGCAGCCAUUCUGGGUCUGGUUGCCAUGGCGUCAGACGUGGAGGGUCUCUAUGCUGCAGUUAAAGCUUUAGUGUGUGUUGUCAAAAGCAACCCUCUGGCCAGCAAGGAGAUGGAGCGUAUCAAAGGCUACCAGCUGCUGGCCAUGUUGCUGAAAAAGAAACGGCCUUUGUUGAACAGCCAUAUUCUGCACUUGACUUUCUCUCUGGUUGGGACCGUGGAUAGUGGUCACGAGACUUCUAUCAUCCCAAACUCCAUGGCUUUCCAAGAUCUGCUCUGCGAUUUUGAGGUUUGGCUUCAUGCUCCUUAUGAACUGCACCUUUCUCUCUUUGAGCACUUCAUUGAACUUCUGACUGAAUCCAGUGAAGCUGCUAAGAAUGCCAAACUGUUGCGGGAGUUUCAGCUGAUCCCCAAACUGUUGCUCACACUGAGGGAUCAGUCUCUGUCUCAGCCAACCAUUGGUGCCAUCGGCAAUGUCCUCAGUCUGCUGCUGCAGGGCUUUCCCAACUCCUAUGACCUGCUCAGGUUUGGACAGUUUAUUUCCUCAACAUUACCAACAUUUGCAGUCUGUGAGAAGUUUGUGGUUAUGGAGAACACAAAUGAAGAAAAGCUUGACCGAGGAGCUGAUGAUGAGUUUGGUGGCCUCCUGUCAUCUAACCUGAUUCUUCUGCGGAACAAACUGCUGGACAUCCUGCUCAAGCUGCUUUUUACCUGCAAGGAGAAGAACACGGUUAAUACACAGGCAUGUGAAGAGCUUGUACGCACGUUGGGUUUUGAUUGGGUGCUGAUGUUUAUGGAAGAGCACAUUCACUCCAGCACGGUGACGGCAGCUCUCAUUAUCUUGGUGGUGUUGCUGAGUAACCAAUCCAUUCUGAGCCGGUUUAAAGAGGGCCUGACGGGAGGAGGCUGGCUGGACCACACAGACUCCGUGCUUACUAAUAAAAUCGGCACUGUUCUGGGUUUUAAUGUGGGUCGCAGCGCAGGGGGCAGGUCAACGUUACGUGAAAUCAACAGAGAUGCCUGCCAUUUCCCAGGAUUCCCUGUGUUGCAAACACUACUGCCCAAACACACUAACGUCCCGGAGAUUUACUUCCUGCUCAUGGCCCUCUUCCUGCAGCAGCCAAUCACAGACCUGCCAGACAGCCUGCAGGUACAUUUUGACUUGGACUCUAUCUGGACGUUCAUAUUUGGUGUGCCAGCCUCCAGUGCUACAGUGAUGGGCUCCAUUCACAACAUGUGCACUGAUGCGGCGUUCCUUCUUCUAGCAAUGCUGCGCAGCAUGCUCAACCUGCCGUGGCAGUCUGAAGAGGAAGGGUCCUGGCUGAGAGAAUAUCCCAUCACUCUCAUGCAGUUUUUCCGUUACCUCUACCACAACAUCCCAGACCUGGCACCCAUGUGGCACAGCCCGGACUUCCUGUGUACACUCGCUGCUGCAGUUUUCCCUUUCAAUAUUCGGCCUUAUUCUGAGAUGGUGAGUGAUUUGGAUGAUGAAGCAGGCUCACCUACAGAAGAGUUCAAGGCCUUCGUGACAGAUUCAGGAAUGAAUCGCAGCCAGUCAGAAUACUGCAAUGUGGGCACUAAAACCUACCUGACCAAUCACCCAGCCAAGAAGUACGUUUUUGACUUCAUGAGGGUCCUUAUCAUGGAUAACCUGUGCAUGACACCCGCCAGCAAACAGACCCCCAUCAUUGAUCUUCUGCUAGAGGCCUCACCGGAGCGCUCCACCAGAACCCAGCAGAAAGAGUUUCAGUCAUAUAUCUUGGACAGUGUGAUGGAUCAGCUCCUCGCAGCAGAUGUUUUAUUGGGUGAGGAGGCAUCAUUGCCAAUAACAACUGGAGGAAGUUAUAACAUUCUGGUCAACAAUGUCUUCUACUUCACCCAGCGUGUUGUGGAUAAGUUGUGGCAGGGCAUGUUCAACAAAGAGUCCAAGCUAGUGGUGGAAUUCAUAGUUCAACUCAUUACCCAGUCCAAACGGCGAUCGCAGGGUUUGUCUCUGGACUCUAUCUACCAUUGUCUGAACCGAACCAUCCUCUACCAGCUGUCUCGUCCACACAAGACUGUCCCGCAGCAAGUCACCUUGCUGGACUCGCUACGCGUGCUGACAGUAAACCGAAACCUCGUGCUGGGACCCGGAAACCACGACCAGGAGUUUGUGGCCUGUCUGGCUCACAGCUUGAUUAACCUGCACACGGGGAGCAGUGUGGAGGGCUUUGGACUGGAGGCUGAGGCCAGAAUGACCACCUGGCACGUUGCUGUGCCUUCCGAGAACGAGUCAGAUAGUGUUCAGAGCCAGGAUGUUAGCGAAGGUCGUCAGUUGCUGCUUAAGGCGGUGAAUCGAGUGUGGACAGAGCUCAUGCAUAGCAAAAGACAAAUGCUGGAGGACAUUUUUAAAGUGUCUCUACCCGUCAAUGACAGAGGACACGUGGACAUCGCCACCGCAAGACCUGCGCUUGAGGAACCCGCUGCCAAAAGCUGGCAAAACCACCUGAUCCAUGAGAAGAAAUCCAUCAGCAGGGGUGAGACGGUUGCCCCGGCAAAUCAGUCCAAACUGUCUCGGGUCAGCAGCGGCUUCGGGCUGUCCAAACUGACCGGAUCUCGUCGGAGCAAGAGGGAAAGCGGAAUAAACAAAAACCACCUUUCCGCUCAGGAAACGUUCCAGUGGAUGUUUACACACAUCGCUGUGGUUCGAGACUUGGUGGCAAUGCAGUACAAGGAGUAUCAAGAGAGGCAGCAAAAUGCAUUGAAAUAUGUAAUGGAUGAGUGGGCGGGGAUUGAAUACGAGCUGCUUCGGGAGAGAGGACUCUGGGGGCCUCCCAUUGGUUCCUUUCUGGACAAGUUUCAAUUGGACAUGACUGAGGGUCCCUGUAGAAUGAGGAAAAAGAUGGUUCGGAACGACAUGUUUUACAUUCAUUAUCCUUACGUGCCUGAUCCUGAGCCCAACGCAAGCACUCAGAAACCAGCGCGGUACCGGCGAGCGAUCAGCUAUGACAGUAAGGAGUAUUAUAUGAGACUGCUGUCAGGGAACCCGGGCAUGUACCAGCACUCUAUAGAACAAAACACUGAGGGAGAGACGACACAGCAAGAACCUGAACACGGGGAGGACACCAUCGCAAGGGUCAAAGGUCUGGUAAAGGCUCCUUUAAAGCGCUCUAGGUCCACAGCAGAUGGAGGAGAUGAGGAAAGUCAGGACCAGCUGCAGGAGUUGCUGGAGUCAGGAGCUAUGGAUGAGGAACAGAAAACAGACAACACCACGCUGCUCCGCCUGCUGGAGGAGGGAGAGAAGAUCCAGCACAUGCACCGCUGUGCACGAGUUCAGGGUCUGGACACCAGUGAAGGGCUUCUCUUAUUUGGCAAAGAACAUUUCUAUGUUAUCGAUGGCUUCACGAUGACUGUGACCAGAGAGAUUAGAGACAUCGAGACACUCCCAGCAAAUAUGCAUGAGCCCAUCAUCCCUCGAGGGGCGCGGCAGAAUAAGAGUCAGCUGAAACGCUCCUGCAGCAUCUUUGCUUAUGAAGACAUCAGAGAGGUGCACAAACGUCGCUACCUGCUUCAGCCAAUGGCAGUAGAAGUGUUUUCAGGUGACGGGAGAAAUUAUCUACUGGCUUUCCAAAAAGGAGUCCGGAACAAAGUCUAUCAAAGGUUUCUGGCAGUCGUUCCCUCGCUGGCUGACAGCUCAGAAUCUGUCUCUGGACAGCGUCCCAACACAAGUGUGGAACAGGGGUCUGGCCUUCUCAGUACGUUGGUUGGCGAGAAGUCAGUGACCCAGAGAUGGGAGAGAGGCGAAAUAAGUAACUUCCAGUACCUGAUGCAUCUCAAUACGUUGGCGGGCAGGUCUUACAAUGAUCUGAUGCAGUAUCCGGUCUUUCCGUGGAUCCUGGCAGACUUUGACUCUGAGGAACUGGACCUUAACAAUCCAAAGACAUUCCGAAAUCUAUCCAAACCCAUGGGUGCUCAGACAGAUGACAGAUUGAUCCAGUACAAGAAACGAUUUAAAGAUUGGGAGGAUCCUACUGGUGAGACUCCAGCAUAUCAUUACGGCACUCAUUACUCCUCUGCAAUGAUCGUGGCCUCAUAUCUGGUCAGAAUGGAGCCGUUCACUCAGAUCUUCCUCAGGCUUCAGGGUGGCCAUUUCGAUUUGGCCGACCGAAUGUUUAAUUGUGUGCGGGAGGGAUGGCUCUCUGCUUCCAAACACAACAUGGCUGAUGUUAAAGAACUCAUCCCUGAGUUCUUCUAUCUCCCGGAGUUCCUGCUCAAUUCCAACAACUUCGACCUUGGGAGUAAACAAAAUGGCACCAAGCUUGGAGAUGUGAUUCUGCCUCCGUGGGCUAAAGGAGAUCCAAAAGAGUUCAUCAGAGUUCACAGAGAGGCGUUGGAGUGUGACUAUGUCAGCGCUCAUCUGCAUGAGUGGAUCGACCUGAUCUUUGGUUAUAAGCAGCAGGGUCCUCCAGCAGUGGAGUCCGUUAAUGUAUUUCACCAUCUCUUCUAUGAGGGUCAGGUGGACAUCUACAAUAUUAAUGACCCGCUUAAAGAAACUGCUACCAUUGGAUUCAUCAACAACUUCGGACAGAUCCCAAAACAGCUGUUCAAGAAGCCACAUCCUCCUAAGCGGGUGCGUAGUAAGUCAAAUGGAGAAGUCCCUGGUGUUCCCGUUACACUGAACUCCACCUUAGACAAGAUCUUCUUCCAUCAUUUGGACAACUUACGGCCUUCACUCACCCCUGUCAAAGAGCUAAAGGAGCCAGCGGGUCAGAUAGUGUGCACUGACAAGGGCAUUCUGGCUGUCGAGCAGAACAAAGUGUUGGUUCCCCCUGCCUGGAACAAGACCUUCGCCUGGGGCUACGCAGACCUCAGCUGCAGACUCGCUAACUAUGAGUCUGACAAGGCAGUGGUAGUAUACGAGUGUUUGUCCGAAUGGGGGCAGAUCCUGUGUUCUAUCUGUCCAAACCCCAAACUGGUCAUUACUGGAGGACUCAGUACAGCCAUCUGUGUGUGGGAGAAUGGGACCUCUAAAGAAAAAGCCAAGUCGCUUACACUCAAACAGGCUCUUCUGGGACACACAGAUGCAGUAACCUGUCUCACAGCAUCAUCAGCUUACCACAUCAUCGUGAGUGGCUCCCGAGACCGAACAUGCAUCGUCUGGGACCUGAAUAAACUGUCUUUCGUCACACAGCUGAGGGGACACCGGGCUCCUGUCUCAGCGCUCUGCAUCAACGAGCUGACCGGUGAUAUAGUAUCCUGUGCUGGAACGUAUAUUCAUGUGUGGAGCAUCAAUGGAAAUCCCAUCGCCAGCGCAAACACUUUCACCGGCCGCAGCCAACAGAUUCUCUGUUGCUGUGUGUCUGAGAUGAAUGAGUGGGACACACAGAACGUUAUCGUCACGGGACACUCCGACGGUGUUGUUAGGUUCUGGAGAAUUGAGUUUCUGCAAGUCCCAGAAACCCCGGCUCCACAGCCUAUAGAGCCCCCUGAUAUUGCAGACUGCUGUGGAGAGAUGGAGGGUCGUGAAGCUCCAGAAGAUGACAGUAGUGAAUCUGAGGGAGAGGAGACCAGUCUCAGUCAGGACACCAAACCUCGGACUUCAAACAGCCAGCCCAGCAGUACCGUCCACAGGCCCAAACCCCGCUCCGGAGCCGCCUGGUCGGUUGACAGUGGCUCAGACGACUCCCGCCGCUGGUCGGACACAAUCAGCAUUGAUGAAAAGGAUGGCUUUGUUUUCGUAAACUACUCGGAGGGCCAGAUGAGACCAGGAAUUCAAUCGCACCAACAUUCCCAACCUAACUCGGCACCCCCACAUGGGCCAGUUCCACAACCCCUUCAGCCCAGUAAUAUGGAGGCACGUUCAUACAACAAACUCAAACCAGGCUACAGAUGGGAGAGACAGCUGGUGUUCCGGAGCAAACUCACCAUGCACACAGCGUUUGACCGCAAGGACAACGCUCAUCCUGCGGAAAUCACAGCGCUCGCCAUUUCAAAAGACCACAGUAAGAUUCUGGUGGGUGACGGCCGGGGCAGAGUGUUCAGCUGGUCUGUCAGCGAUCAGCCGGGACGCUCCACCGCAGACCACUGGGUGAAAGACGAGCAGGUGGACAGCUGCUCUGGAUGCACCGUACGCUUCUCCCUCACUGAAAGACGCCACCACUGCAGAAACUGCGGCCAGGUCUUCUGCCAGAAGUGCAGUCGCUUCCAGUCGGAGAUCAAGCGGCUGAAGAUCUCCUCUCCUGUGCGAGUGUGUCAAAACUGUUACUACAACCUGCAGCAUGAGCGGAGCUCUGAAGAGAGCCCUAGAAACUAGACCACCCGCACCACAGCUCUCACCCCUUAAAAAACCCAUCUCACUGCUCUCUGUGCAAAAAACCCCAUUUGUAAAGCACUGACGUAGACCAAAACGGAAUCACUAAUACUAAUUUCGUAUAUUGCGGAGGUGUCACCAUUAAAGAGAGACGAUCUUUUCCAUUUAUGCAUUUUUCUGUUGCAGUAUGCUCCGUCAUCUCAGGAUUGGCGUCAUCGCACCAAAACUGCAAUGAUCCGAUUAUAGGAAAAGCAAUGCGUAUUAAACACUUUCUCAUGGAACGAGGUGACAUAUUGUUUAUAUUGUAAAUACUUACAAUGGCCUUUUUAACUAGAAACAGUGAAACAAAAAGUCAUUAUUAAAAGAUAAACAAACACGACACGUUGCUUGUAAUAUAGUAUUAUAUUAAAAAUCACUUCUGGCUUUAAAAAAACAAAACGCGAGUGCGUGUAGUUGAUGUCACGAGUCACAUCAUCCCAGUCGGAAUAUUAUCGGGGACUAUGAAUGUUGAUCAUGUUUGUGAGUUGACAUUACUAGCGUGUCUAGUUAUGCAAAAGCUUCUUUUAUUUGUUUCGUAUGUUCUGUUAAAGUGUUGCCCGCAGUAUCAGCAUGUUGCCAAUAGAAGCAAACUAUUUAGUUUCCUUUUUGUCGCCAAACUGCCUUGAUGUGUGACUUAUCAUGUUUUUCUGAAGUGUAGGACGACGAUAGUAUGUACAUUUUGAAUAUAGAUGAAAGGCUGCUGAUGUUUUUCACUUUAAAUCGUUUUUAAUGAUGGGACAGAUUUAUCAGGAAAGGUUUCGCAAGCCUUUAGAUGAUUCCACAUCCGUUUUUAUUAUUAUUACUAUUAUGCAUUUCAAAGACGGGAGUAUUUAUGGUCACAAGAAAGAUUAGAGUAUGAGAGAUGUUUCUGAAAGUGAGAUCUCUGAUGACUAUUGGAUGUUAUUGCUCUCUCUGUACAUUUUUGUGUAGUGUCAGACUUCUCUCGUUCUCUUAACAAGAUUUUUUUGUCACAUAUUUAUCAGUAAAUUAGACGGUUUUAUUGUUGCUAAGCAAGAUCAUGACAAAAUGAGUUUAUUAAAACCUCAAUUUCUUUCCUAUUUUUAAAAUAUCAAUUUUAACCGUUUGCCGAGUUGCACCAGUGUAAAUGUUUGUUUGUAUAUUAUUAAAGCAAUAGUUACUGAUAUUUUCACUCCAUUUACAUUUCUGGAAAGACUGUAGCUUGAACGUUUUUGCGUAAAAUGAAAAAGGGAUUUAACACGUUUUAAUGUAUAAAAAGAAGACUGGAAGCCUAGUAAUAACCUUACAAGACUAUGAAAGAGUACGUUUUUUUUUUCAUCUGUCCAUUUGUCUUUGAUGCUGUGGGCAAUACAAUAUUAAAAAUGCUGCUUCGAUAUAAUGGAGAGAUUUCCUUUCUCAUUCUUUUCUGACACUUGCAUCCUUAAAAAGAUGCAUUCAACAUUUUGUUACACAUGCAUUUGUUGUUUUUCGUAUGAUUUCUGGCUUUUGCUAUCCAGCCUAAUAUGCACUCUUUAUAGUUUAUUAUAAAUUAAUGUACUGUAAUUCAGUGUGCAAUCUUAACAUCAAGCUGUUGGGAUUUUGCUGUCGACAAGCAGUUUAAAGAUCAAAUGGCUAUAUCAAUCUGAAAUUUUUUUUGCACCUUGACAUGUAGACAAAAAAGACAUUGAGUAAUCAUUGUUUUAUCAAAUGCAUUUGUAUGUUGUGGGCUGUUAUUUUUUAAAUGGUGCAUUUCAUUACAGUGAAAUGAACUGUACAAAGUAUUUAUGCAAUUACAAGGUUUUCUUUUUUAUGAGUUUUGUAAUUUUCCAGCAGGUUUUGUUACGUGUUGCAUGUUUAACACAGCUGACUUUGUGUCGGUGUAUUGUUCAUGUUUUGGCAUUACAUUUUAGUUCGUUAUCUGUUUUUUGGCUUAUGAUUAUGGCAUUAUCUAACAGCUAGAUCCUGAAGCCCUGAACGUUUCGUGUACAGUUUAGGCAGGUAUACUGAAGAUAUAUCCCACCACUUCUGAGUUGACUUUUCUACUCUUAUAUAUGGAUGUUAAGGACUGAUCCCAGGACUGAUGAAAUACACACGAAUUGUCCCUUUUUUGGUGGUCUUGUGAUAGACUGCAUUACUACAGUAUCUAGUGUGCAAGACUGUGGUAGCUGAAUGUUCAUUGUAUAUUUGUGUUGGAAAAACGAUUACCCUCUACCCAUAAAGUAACCCUAUACCUGUUAUUAUGAUGCAAUAGAUAUGGUACUCAUACUUUUUAAUUUAAUUUCAAUUAAAUACUUGCUGUUUACCACCUA
Molecule: messenger RNA, 13065 nt
Organism: Triplophysa dalaica
Lineage: Eukaryota; Metazoa; Chordata; Actinopteri; Cypriniformes; Nemacheilidae
Gene: wdfy3
Product: WD repeat and FYVE domain containing 3
Exons: 65
Coding region: 248-10762 (3504 amino acids)
Molecular function (GO): protein binding; metal ion binding
Source: RefSeq, a predicted model, not a curated record